Messenger RNA from Passer domesticus (house sparrow), 1613 nucleotides. RefSeq names its product receptor activity modifying protein 2 (gene RAMP2). Lineage: Eukaryota; Metazoa; Chordata; Aves; Passeriformes; Passeridae. The record is from RefSeq and is a predicted model, not a curated record. Gene Ontology annotation, cellular component: cell surface; membrane; signaling receptor complex. The transcript is spliced from 4 exons. The coding region runs from base 739 to 1269 and encodes 176 amino acids. Gene Ontology annotation, molecular function: coreceptor activity. Gene Ontology annotation, biological process: regulation of G protein-coupled receptor signaling pathway; angiogenesis; receptor internalization.
GUAGGAAUGCCACCCCCAGUGGGGGGGACAUGGGCCCCUGCUCCAGGAAGGGGGGCUCGGGCAGAGUCAGGCAGGCGCCAGGCUGGGCAGCGCAGGAGGAAGGCGCUGGGGCCAAGGACUGGCAGGGUCGGCCAAGUGUCUGCCCUCUCCCCACCUCCUCGGCCUCGUGCCUGGGGGUAGAUUGUGUCACCACCCUCCCCUCCCUGGCCAUGGGCAGCAGCCGGGGCUGCCCCGGCAGUGCCGCCUGCGGGGCAGGUGCCCGGCUGAACCAGAAACUGCGGUUUUGGGGCCGUGGGUCCCGCUGCCGCCCCCAUUCCCGGGCGGCAGCACCCGUGCGGGGACAUUGUGCUUUCCCGUCCACUCCCCCCGCUGCUGGGCUGCCUGCCCUCCACGCAGGAGACGAGGGAUUUCACAACCCAGCCCAGACAGGAUUAAAGAGAAAUACACAAGUAAACAAAUCGCGGCCUCGUAACGCUGGACGUGCUGCUCAGGGAGUGGAUCCUCCAGGCCGGUGGGUGAGGCGCGGGCGCCGGGGUGCGGGAGCGAUGCCCGCGGGGGCCGGCACCGCACGGGACAGCGCCGGGUCCCGCCGGGAGAGCCGCUUCGGAGCAGCACUGAGCAAUCUCAUUUUUCACACGUCUCCUGUAGUCAAACUGCCCCUGUCAGAGGAAAGGAGUUGCUUCCUGUUAUUUCCAUUGAAAUCCUUGUCCCGGUCGUUAGCCGGCAGGCUUUGGCAGGAUGGCACCGUGCGCGCACACGAGCUCCGGCCGCGUCUCCCGAGGGCUCCUGCUGCUCUGCGUGCUCCUGGGGACUGGCCUUUGUCACACGGAUGCUGUGACAACGAGCUUCAGCCAGGACACUGGGACAAGCCCACCCACGGCCACCUCCAACUGGACAGCCCAGUCCAUGGAGGGGAAUUACACCGCCAUCACACAGCACUGCUGGGACUACUUCGUCUACCUGAUGAGGAACGUGAUGACAUCGGAGCUGUGCGAGUGGAAAGUCAUCAGCAGGCCCUACAGCGAGCUGCAGCGCUGCCUGGAGGAGUGGGCAGAGCGCCUCAACCACAGCUACCCCAACGCCCUGGCCGAGCAGUACAUCUUCCAGAGCCACCACCGCUACUUCCACAACUGCACCCUGGAGCACCCGGUGUACUUCGACCCGCCCGAGGACGUGCUCCUGGCCAUGAUCAUCGCACCCAUCUGCCUCAUCCCCUUCCUCGUCACGCUGGUCAUCUGGCGCAGCAAGGACGGCAAGGCGCAGGCUUAGAGCCGCCCUCCCUGCCCGGCCCCGGCACAGCCGCUGGGCUCUCGGGGUCACCAUCCCUCGCAGCCGGUUCCCCCCGCGCCUUCCCCACCCCGCGGACCGGCAUUAAACGCUUCUCCCCCCACGCCUGGCGCUGCUUCUUCGGCCGCUCCAUCCCUCCACGGCCCGGCGCGGGCCAGCUCCCGCCGCCAGCGCCCUCCUGGCGCGGGUCUGCCGGCAGCUUCUUGCCGUGGGGAGCGCUCCGGCACCAGAACCGGCACAGAACGAGCACAAAACCGGCACCGAACGGGCACAGAACGGGCACCGAACGGGCACAGAACGGGCACCGAACCGGCACAGAACCGGCA